AUGUCACAACACAUGCCCUAUGGUGGUUUUAAGUGGGUUGAACCUAAACUAGAAGGGUUGAAUGAUUUGAACGAUACAUCACCCAUCGGACGGAUAUAUGAAAUUGACAUUACUUAUCCGAAAGAACUCCACGAUCAACACAAUGAUUUGCCUUUUCUUCCUCAAAACAAUAUCCCAGCUGGCUCAAAAGUUAAAAAACUCAUGGCAAUAUAUCAGUCGAAAAAAAACUAUAUUAUUCAUUACCGAAACCUCCAACAAGCUAUAGCCAAUGGACUCAUAGUUGAAAAAGUUCAUAGAGUAGUUCAGUUUAAUCAAUCACCAUGGCUGGCUCCAUACAUAGCACUAAACACAGAGAUGCGAAAAAAAGCAGCAAAUGACUUUGAGAAAAACUUUUUCAAACUUUUAAAUAAUGCGGUUUUUGGGAAAACCAUGGAGUCUAUGCGGAAAAGAAUAAAAAUGGAACUGGUGUCUAGUGAUCGUCGUUUACAAAAACUGAUAAAUCAGUCAACAUUCAAACACUGUAUUACUUACAAUGAAACUCUAAAUGCAGUUGCAUUAGAAAACAAAAUCAUUGAUUUUUGUAAACCUAUUUAUAUAGGUUUUGCAGUGCUGGAAAUUUCCAAGUAUUUAAUGUAUGACUAUCACUAUAACGUAAUGCAGAAACAUUAUGAUGAUAAAAUUGAGCUCAUGUAUACAGAUACUGGUAAAUUAUUAUUAUUAGUAGUACUUUUAUUAAUUUAAUUUAUUAUUUUAGAU
This is a messenger RNA of Aphis gossypii (cotton aphid), 756 nucleotides long. RefSeq lists its product as uncharacterized. The transcript has 3 exons. The coding region runs from base 1 to 741 and encodes 246 amino acids. The record is from RefSeq and is a predicted model, not a curated record. NCBI's taxonomy places the organism in Eukaryota, Metazoa, Arthropoda, Insecta, Hemiptera, Aphididae.